AUGAAGUUGAACAUUGCGUACCCUGCCAACGGCACUCAAAAGCUUAUUGAGAUUGAUGACGAGCACCGUCUCAAGGUCCUUUACGAGAAGCGCAUGGGCCAGGAGGUCGAGGGUGACUCCCUUGGUGACGAGUUCAAGGGCUACGUCUUCAAGAUCACUGGUGGUAACGACAAGCAGGGUUUCCCCAUGAAGCAGGGUGUUCUCCACCCCACCCGUGUCCGCCUUUUGCUUUCCAAGGGCCACUCUUGCUACCGCCCCCGCAGAACCGGUGAGCGCAAGCGCAAGUCUGUCCGCGGCUGCAUCACUGGUUCUGACCUUGCCGUCAUUGCCCUUGUUGUUGUCAAGCAGGGCGACAGCGAGAUUGAGGGUCUUACCAACACCCAGACCCCCAAGCGUCUCGGCCCCAAGCGUGCUUCCAACAUUAGAAAGUUCUUUAACUUGACUCCUGAGGAUGAUGUCCGCAAGUACGUUAUCCGCCGUGAGGUUGUCAAGAACGGCAAGACCUACUCUAAGGCCCCCAAGAUCCAGCGUCUUGUUACCCCCAGAGCCCUCCAGCACAAGAAGGCCAUUGAGGAGAGAAAGAUUGCUCGCCGUGAGGCUUCCAAGCAGGCUGCCAAGGAGUACCAGCAGCUUGUUGCUCAACGCCGUGCUGAGCGUGAUGCUGAGAUCCUCGAGGCUAAGAAGAGAAGAGCUUCUUCCCUCAAGGCUGCCUCUGCUUCUGCUUAG
Molecule: messenger RNA, 726 nt
Organism: Magnusiomyces paraingens
Lineage: Eukaryota; Fungi; Ascomycota; Dipodascomycetes; Dipodascales; Dipodascaceae
Product: 40S ribosomal protein eS6
Exons: 2
Coding region: 1-726 (241 amino acids)
Biological process (GO): translation
Cellular component (GO): ribosome
Molecular function (GO): structural constituent of ribosome
Source: RefSeq, a predicted model, not a curated record